Molecule: messenger RNA, 2886 nt
Organism: Naumovozyma castellii
Lineage: Eukaryota; Fungi; Ascomycota; Saccharomycetes; Saccharomycetales; Saccharomycetaceae
Gene: MDR1
Product: GTPase-activating protein MDR1
Exons: 1
Coding region: 1-2886 (961 amino acids)
Source: RefSeq, a predicted model, not a curated record
AUGUCAUUCUUUGCAUCCCUACGUGAGAAAGCUCCAUUCCUAGAUAGGAUCUCCGAAACUUUCACUCCAGUGUUAACCAGAGAUGAGAAAUUCAAGUUGGAAUAUAAACUACCAAAAGGAGAGAAUAUUUUAGAUGAUAUAAAUGCGGAUCUUUCAUUCCUUCACCCAAGUACUCGGUCUAGAAAUGGUAAAAGUCCCGUUAGCCCUAAAGCUCAACAAAUGGCAGUAGUUUUCUCAGGGAAAGUAUAUUUGACCCCCCAUUUUAUCCUCUUUAAGGAUAUAUUUGAUCAAUCUUCUUGUGUCCUGAUUCUCAACAUUUCUACCAUCAAGAGAGUAGAGAGAUCGCCAUCAGCUUCAUAUUCGUGUGCGUUACUAGUUACGCUAUAUUCAGGAACUCAAAUAUUAUUCCAAUUUAUUGGGUUGAAAUAUCGUUCUGAACAAUUUUGUGAGCUGUUAAAGGCAAAACUUCGAGAAAAUAUUCCUAAUGCAAAGACAUUACCUAAAUUUUUAGAUACUUGCUAUUCAGAAUUUCUAAUCAGGAAGAAUAUUCUGGGUUUGAAGGAUACUCAACCUCCAAGAGCUGGGUUGGGACAACAAUUUAAAUAUCCGGGAAACCCAGUUCUUGCAAGAGAAAAAGCUAAAUUGAGAUUAUGGUUUGAAUAUUUUAGAGAGAAUGGGAGACAUUUAUCUCUGAUGAAGAAUCCAACUUUCCAUAAACUGAUCAGAGUUGGAGUUCCUAAUAGAUUAAGAGGUGAAAUAUGGGAAUUGUGUUCCGGAUCUAUAUAUUUACGUUAUGCGAAUCCUGGUGAAUAUGAGAAAUUAUUGAUAGAUAAUAAGGGCAAACCUUCUCAGGCGGUAGAUGAAAUUGAAAAGGAUUUGAAAAGAUCACUACCCGAAUAUUCAGCUUAUCAGACAGAGAAUGGGAUUCAACGGUUGAGGAACGUUCUUACAGCAUAUUCAUGGAAGAAUCCAGAUGUUGGUUAUUGUCAAGCAAUGAAUAUUGUUGUGGCUGGUUUAUUAAUAUUCAUGUCAGAGGAACAAGCUUUUUGGUGUCUUAAUAAUUUAUGUGAUAUUUACAUUCCAGGGUACUAUUCCAAGACAAUGUACGGAACAUUGUUAGAUCAAAAAGUAUUCGAAGCGUUUGUGGACGAGAAAUUACCUGUAUUGUGGGAAUAUAUAGUGAAACAUGAUAUUCAGUUGUCGAUAAUAUCCCUGCCGUGGUUUUUAUCGCUUUUCUUUACAUCAAUGCCUUUGGAAUAUGCUGUAAGAAUUAUGGAUAUCUUUUUUAUGAAUGGGCCAAAGUCAUUAUUCCAGGUGGCACUUGCUGUAUUAAAAAUUAACAGUGAUGAUAUAUUACAAGCGGAUGACGAUGGGAUGUUUAUUGCGAUCAUUAAGAACUAUUUCCAAACUCUGGAUCAAAGCGCUCAUCCCGACUCGCCAGACAUGAAAUAUAGACAAAUAACAAAGUUCCAAGAGUUAUUAGUGACAGCAUUUAAAGAGUUUAAUGUCAUUACUGAACAGAUGAUAUAUCAGGAGAGAAGUCGUCAUGAAAAAACAAUUUUCCAAAAUAUUGAAACUUUUGUAAAGAGGACUCAGCUACGCCAUAUGCCAAGAACUUUCCAUUUAACAGAUGAUAAUUUAUCCAACAUUUAUGAUAUUUAUUACAAUAGUAUUGAAAGCCACAAGAUCAGUAUGGGUACAGGUUCUUCUAAUAUGAAUUUUGAUAUCUUUGUUCAAUUUCUAAGCAAGAUAUGCGAUUGGUGUAAACCAUGCGAGCGCGAUUCUGAUCCUGCCUUUAGGAAACAAAAGUCAGGAUUCCUUAGACGAUUAUUCGAUGAUUGGGAUACUGCAAGUAUCGGUGAAUUGACAUUAAACGAUGUAGUAAGUGGCCUUGAUAAGUUGGUUACUCCUGAUCUUCUGGAAUCUAUUAAUUAUUUCUUUUCAUUGUAUGAUAGUGAUAAUGAUGGAGAGUUACAUCGUGAGGAAGUUUUACAAUUAUCUGAAGGUUUAUUGCUCUUAACGGAACCUUGGAAGUCAGGUAGAUAUGUUGAUCUUCUGACCAAGAAAAGUAUCGAAGACGAUAUUGCCGAAAAUAUUGCCAAAGAGAAGAUUAUCGAAGAAACUAAUAAUGGUGAUUCUGCUGAUAUAUCAAUGGAACAAAUUGAACUACCAACUGGUGUGACUGUUGAUGAAGAGAAAUAUAGAGCUGAGCAAGCUGAAAGAUAUUUGAAAGCUGCUAGUAAUUUCCUACAAAGAUCUUUCGAAUAUGCCCAAUCGUUGGAUAUUGCAGAGGAAGUUGAUUUGAUUGAUCUUUCAGACAGUGAUGAUGGCGAAACGAAUCAAGAGGAUAAACUUCAAAAGAAAAAGAAGAAAUAUGAAUCUAUCAAAGCCAACGCAGCAUUAGAUCCUACACAUCCAAAGGUUAUCGAUUUAGCCACUUUUAGAAUGAUAAUCCUUGCAGAUGAAACCUACGAAUUAUUUUUUGCAAAAACUUUUAGAUUGUCCAUUCACGUUGAUGAGUCUGUUCAAUCUGAUAACAACAAAAAUAAUGCCUUGAGAGGUAUGUUUGAUGGAAUACUUGCUGAUGGUAGAAGGGUGGCAGAACAAGUCCGUCGUCGUGUAGAUUCAGUUGCCACGAGAAACAGUAUGUCUUCCGUGGAUAGUCAAACUGGUGGCAGUCUUCAAGCCACUGUAAAUACAGACAAAUAUGAUGAUAUGGAUGAUUUCACCUCUGAUCAACAGCUAGAGCAUGAGGAACUAUUGAAUAAUCCAUGGGUUGAUGUAGAUGAUGCCGUUGAUGGGAAAGAACCUGUCAGACAGGAGCGUGCAAUCCAGGCACUUCCACCUCAAUUGGCAGACCAUGAUCUGAUUGAAUUUGAGGCGUGA